Molecule: messenger RNA, 882 nt
Organism: Trichomonas vaginalis G3
Lineage: Eukaryota; Parabasalia; Trichomonadida; Trichomonadidae
Product: glycine-rich protein family
Exons: 1
Coding region: 1-882 (293 amino acids)
Source: RefSeq, a predicted model, not a curated record
AUGAUAAUAAAGCAUGAAUCGCCAAAUAACGGCAUUGUAAAUUUCAAUUCAACCCUAAAUAAAUAUGAAUUUUAUUACCCAUGUGAAAACUAUUCUGUUUGCUCUCCAUAUAAUAUAACCCUUGGGCCCGGAUAUUAUUAUCUUGAAGCUUAUGGAGCUUCACGAGGAGAUCAUAUUAAAGAGGGGCGGACAGCUCGAGGAGGAUAUGGAGGCUAUGCUGCCGGUGUUUAUCGAGUAUCGAGUUUAAAGAAAAUAUAUUUACAUAUUGGCGGGCAUGCUGAUUUAGAUACAUCUCAGUCCAUAAUUUAUCGAAAUAUUUACAAUGGUGGUUCAUACGGAGUAAAUAAUUUAGAUGCUCCCGGUGGUGGCGCCACAGAUUUUAGAGAAAAAUCAGGAGUUUGGAAUGAAACUAAUUCGUUGUAUUCAAGAAUAGUAACGGCAGGUGCAGGGGGCGGUGGUAGAGUUGAAUAUAAUAUUUGCAAUGGCGGUAAUGGCGGCGGCUUAAAUGGCCAACCCGGUCAAGGUAUGAUUUGCUCAUCUCAAUUUGGAACCCAAGAUGGAAGCUCUCCAACCACAUGCACUUCUGGAGUUUACUAUAGUGCUGGAACGUUUGGUUGUGGAGGUCUGCCUGUUUGGACAGGUGCUGGUGGCGGCUGGUACGGCGGUGGCGCUGUUGAGAGAGGUGGGGGCGGUGGCGGUAGUGGCCAUACGCAAAAUGUCAUAAGUUAUGGUAGUUUUGAAAUUAAAAAUGAAUUUUCGGAUAAUAUCGGGUAUGGUCGAGCGUCAAUAACAGUAAUUAAGCUGUUUGAUGUAUCGCAAAAUAUAAGGCUAUGCUUCAACAUCCAGAUCCUUCAUGCUUUUAUGACUAUUUUAAUAUCUUGA